AUGAGAUUCCGCACAAGUCUCCUUGCUUCCUUGUUGGCGUCCAGUGUCCUUGCCAAUGACGAUCCGGUUGUCCAAGAUUUUCAAGAGAACACGGCAACCAGUUUGCCUCCUCUGGUCGCCGUCUUCGACGAAGACAUUAUACAGUUGUUCCUAGGUCUUUUUCCUGCUGAGAUUUUGCAAGACGAAUCAGCGGUCGAGUCUCUUGUGGCACAGUUCCAAGCAUCCCCAGCCUUCUUUUCGCAGCUGUUUGCCAACGCGAACAUUGACCUCGUGGAGCUGGGCAUUCUGCCCAAUCGAACCCAAGUGGAGCAGGGAGAAACUGAGUCUUCGAAUCUAGAUCUAGUAGGAAUCAGCGACGCCAUUGGCGGAUUGUUCCAACUUGGCGCCGAAUUUCUGGGGUUUUCAGUCGAUUCGGGUCCACAUGGUUUCUUGGUGUUUGAUGAGGAUGGGGUUUACACGAACCACACGCUGGAACAAGGAAUGAAACAAGUGGCAGAUUUCUUUGGAGUGGACACGUCAAAGCCUAUUGAAGUUGCAAACUUUGUGGAUAGCUAUGGAGAGUGUGAGUUCUGCGACAGCAGGCACAUGUCACCCAAUCAACAAUUCGCCGGAUUGCCUUGCUCUGAUUGGCUCAUGUUCUCCCUCUUUGCCAAAGAGGACGAAUGUUCCCUGCUACGAGCUGUUGCUAUUGAACAUUGUGGAUGCAAAACUGAGACCCUUGCCAUUACACCGUCCACUCCAGCCUGCAACCUUUGUCCGGACGGGUCACUGAAUGGAGUCAAGUUGGACAAGACAAUACCAACCUUGUCUCAUGAGUUGAAUUGCUACAAUAUAAGUCAGAUCACUGCAGUAGAAGGAGACAGGACAUGUGAUGCCGUAGCAGGCUUUGGGUACUUUUGUGGUUGCGAAGAAGUUGAACCCGCAUGUCAGCUGUGCCCUGCUGGAUCUUCGCCUACCCGACCGGAUGCAAUCCUCCAAGAGAGAUUUGUCGACAAGCAGGGACCAGAACUGAUGGUUCUUCGAAAAGCAAACUCUGAAGGCUUGGAGAAACCACAUGACCUGACAUGUUCUGCCUUUGCAGAUUCCCUAAUCCAAAACACUAAGUCCAUGUGUACCGAUGAGAUCCAAAAUGUGGAACGAGCUACGGGUUUGUCCGCUCGGGCCUACUGUGGAUGUCCCAACGUCAUUGUCGAGACAACACUCAUCGAAAACAAUGGUGGUUGUGAUCCUUGUCCAGCUGGAUUCAAGUUGAAGGACGCUGUCCUGGCACUGUCAGACAGCACAUACAUCGUGGGGACUGUCCUUUCAAAGCAGUUUGAUGAGAAUGCCAAUAACGAUGUUUUGCUGGAUACCCCCAGUCUGCCCAUCCGGACUUGCAAGGAAUGGGUAUCCGAUUAUGCUCCCUUUCUGGUCAACGAGGCAAAAUGCCUCACAGUACAGCAAGCUGUAGCACGACAAUGCUGUGAGAUUAAUGAUAACCCCGCUGGUCCAGAAGAUCUUAAUCUUGGCAGCGAUCCUGGACCAGAAGAGGUCAAGCUUGUCGUACCCAAGAGUCGUGGUUCAAGUUCGCGUUUGGCGGCCCUCUCAGCCCUGUUUGUGUCCAUAACAGUAGCCUACUUUCUGUAG
This is a messenger RNA of Seminavis robusta, 1626 nucleotides long. The record is from the annotation of a GenBank genome assembly. NCBI's taxonomy places the organism in Eukaryota, Bacillariophyta, Bacillariophyceae, Naviculales, Naviculaceae.